GCGACGGUUUUAUGAAUGAGUCCAGCUUCCUUGUUUGGCUUGCUAGUGCCAACCGCGUCUAAAACCGGAGCGGACUCCACAGGAAAGUUAACAGGCAGCUAACAUCAAGUCAGUCAAAAUGGAUUACACAGCAGACCAGAGUGGGUUCAGACAGCGUAAGUUACAGCCUACAAUGCGUCUAAGAAACUAUUCGGCGGAAGGUCCAGAUGCCAGCCAGCUGUUUGAGGACACAAGUGGAGUUGGGUCUGCAUCACAGUCAGGCUUAAGGAACCAGCAGGCAGGGCCUCAGUCAAGCGGCUUUGCCGGCCAGUCCCUCCUGUCAGAACCCAUGUCCAACCUGGCCAUGGCAUAUGGCAGCUCCCUGGCGUCCCAAGGAAGGGAGAUGGUGGACAAGAAUUUGGACAGAUUCAUCCCAAUUUCUAAGCUUAAGUACUACUUUGCUGUGGACACGGUGUACGUGGGAAGGAAGCUGGGCCUUCUGGUGUUUCCUUACAUGCAUGAGAACUGGGAGGUAAGCUACCAGCAGGACACUCCUGUGGCUCCUCGCUUUGAUGUGAACGCUCCUGAUCUCUACAUUCCCGCCAUGGGCUUCAUCACAUAUGUACUGGUGGCUGGACUGGCCCUGGGCACACAGAACAGGUUUUCUCCGGAGCUGCUGGGUGUGCAGGCCAGCUCGGCGUUGGUGUGGCUGAUCAUGGAGGUGCUGGCUGUCCUGCUGUCCCUGUACCUGGUCACAGUCAACACGGACCUCACCACCAUAGACCUGCUGGCCUUCUCUGGCUACAAAUACGUUGGGAUGAUCGUUGGAGUGGUAGCAGGCCUGUUGUUUGGGAGGCCAGGAUACUACCUGUCUCUACUGUGGUGCUGUGCUGCCAUCUUUGUGUUUAUGAUCCGCACUCUGCGUCUGAAACUGUUAUCAGAGGCAGUGGCCGAAGGGAAGCUGGUGAGAGGAGCCAGAAACCAGCUGAGGAUGUACCUCACCAUGUCUAUAGCAGCAGCACAGCCUGUCUUUAUGUACUGGCUUACCUACCACCUCAUCAGAUAAGACCUGGGACACCCGCCCCCCUACACACACAACAAAUGUACACACACACAGAAGUGAAGUAAAGAUGUGCAAAAGCCAAACAUGGACAAAACACAACCUAUGGCUGUCUGAGUGCAAUCUCAUCCCCUAAAAACACAAACACACAUCAAAGAAGCUGGACUUAAUGACACUCGCAGCGGCCAUAAUUGUCUGGAUAAUAUCCCCUCGCACCCAAACACACAGAAUGAUAUACACACAUCCAUGGAGACAGAACACACACUAACAGGACGAGCAAGAGAUGGGAGGUGUUUCAGCACAGCCCAGCGUCAUUAGCAAUGCCUUUUCUAUGUCUUUUUUUACGUACCGGCUUAGAAACUUUGUAGCACCAACAGCAAGUGGCUUUAAGUUGUUUUUGUAUACUGUAUAAUUAUUUGUUAAUUAUGUUUUUUAGGGGUAUUUAUGUAUGUUUGUUUCAUGUGUUGCAAAAAUAAGUAUUGUUAUGGAGUUCUGUUGGGUCUGUUAUCUCAUAAGCGAUUUUCUGAGCCUGCAGGAAGAAAGCACACUUAACCUACCUGGUCACGUAAAGCCGCCCAUUUCACUUGAAGAACUCAGUUUCCUCACUCAAAGCAAGACUGACGUUAAGGCCAGGUCUGGAAGUUUAGGAUAAUCAUGCUUUCUUACGUCGACUGGGAGUUGAAGCAUAUCUGUUGCAAAGUCUAACUCUCGUCCUGACAUUUGUUUCAUGGUUGUCAACAUGUCCCACAUUGUCGGAAAGAAAAUUAGUGCGUAGACCUUAUUCAGUUUAUAAAUCUUUCACUGGACACAGCGGUUAUUAUAAUUGGUCUGUAGUUCUGGGUGUUACAGCCCAAAUUUUAACUGUCUAGAAAUGAAUUUGUAUGUGCUUUGUUACAUGAACUAGCUUUGCCGCCUGAAAAGUCUUGAAUAGAAGCCAGAAUGACGAGCUAAGUUAUAGACCUUAUGAUGACAUGUUGAGCUAAUUUUGAUGUCAUUUCAGGAUGGAAUAAUUUAUUUUCUGCUUUUCAUAUUGAAAGUCCAACGGUAUAAAGGGAAGGGUUGUGAUGGUCUGUGUUCUCUGAAGCUUGUUUAAAGUCUCCUUGAGAUUCUUAUAAUGUUGAAGUGAGCGAAAUGUUUUGUCUGGUGCGUCAGGUCCGUGCUUCCUAAUGAUCAAAUGUCACUAUGAAACAAAUUGUCUAUUUAUGCUCCUUUAGCCAAUGCUAUGUCUUAUUCUAACCAGGGUAGGGUUCACUUCACAUUGACCUAAAUUACCUCUUCAAAAUUCAGUUUUUGUAUUUUCUUCAUAAUGCAUACACUGUAACUUCCAGCAUGAGACACGUAAAAGGCAUUAUUAGUUUUAACGAUUCAUGGUGAAAGACUUUCUUUCAUUUAACUGAGGUGCCAAUACAGAAGAUUUUCCCCUGCUUUAUGACAAGUGCUUUAUGAAGAAAAAAAUACAAGCUCUCAUUUUACAGUAUCUCUUUACAUGAGAAUUGCCAAUUCUCUCUCACAAGUUGUUAAAUUGCAUUUUCCAUUGAUGACUUCAAGUGAAUUGAUCCCAGCCCUGAUUCUCAAAGUAUCAACUCAGGCCAUGGAAAAAUGUGGUGACACUCAUCUUGUUCUGUUUACAGACUAGCCAAUAAAUUCAGAUGGUGUUA
Myripristis murdjan (pinecone soldierfish) is the source of this 2697-nucleotide messenger RNA. It is a transcript of the gene yif1b, whose product is annotated as Yip1 interacting factor homolog B (S. cerevisiae). The transcript is spliced from 8 exons. Gene Ontology annotation, cellular component: COPII-coated ER to Golgi transport vesicle; endoplasmic reticulum membrane; Golgi membrane. Gene Ontology annotation, biological process: endoplasmic reticulum to Golgi vesicle-mediated transport. Bases 119 to 1045 code for a protein of 308 amino acids. The record is from RefSeq and is a predicted model, not a curated record. NCBI's taxonomy places the organism in Eukaryota, Metazoa, Chordata, Actinopteri, Holocentriformes, Holocentridae.